AUGGCCGACUCAUCUUCCUCCAAUGCUGCGACCGUCCCUCCACCAACCCGCCCAAGCCGACCUCUCAGCGAAGCGCUAUUGAACGAGAAGUGGGACCACUGCCUCAGCACACUUCUCAUCCGCAGCACCCUCGGCGCGUCAUUCGGAGUGAUCUUCUCGGUCCUCGUCUUCAAGCGGAGAGCUUUCCCAGUGUGGGCCGGUCUUGGAUUUGGUGCUGGAAGAGCUUGGGAGGAGUGUGACAGCAGCUUCAAGCGCGCCACAGCUCCAUCACGCGACGGACUUCGCGUUCUCCGAUCAUGA
Zymoseptoria tritici IPO323 is the source of this 300-nucleotide messenger RNA. RefSeq lists its product as uncharacterized. Bases 1 to 300 code for a protein of 99 amino acids. Gene Ontology annotation, cellular component: MICOS complex; mitochondrial inner membrane; mitochondrion. The transcript is spliced from 3 exons. NCBI's taxonomy places the organism in Eukaryota, Fungi, Ascomycota, Dothideomycetes, Mycosphaerellales, Mycosphaerellaceae. The record is from RefSeq and is a predicted model, not a curated record.